Molecule: messenger RNA, 531 nt
Organism: Fopius arisanus
Lineage: Eukaryota; Metazoa; Arthropoda; Insecta; Hymenoptera; Braconidae
Product: dual specificity protein phosphatase 19
Exons: 1
Coding region: 22-498 (158 amino acids)
Biological process (GO): regulation of MAP kinase activity; protein dephosphorylation
Cellular component (GO): cytoplasm
Molecular function (GO): JUN kinase phosphatase activity
Source: RefSeq, a predicted model, not a curated record
GAAAUAAAAGAGGGAGAAGCGAUGGAGAAGUUAGGCGAGGGAUUUGCCUUCGUCGUGGAUGAAAAACCAGACCUGCAGGUGGCUGAAGUGGCACCUGGGGUGUUCCUGAGCUCUCAAGAUCCCGUUUUCUCGCUGGAGAUUUUAAAAAACCUGGAAAUCAGAAAUAUUUUGAGUCUGGGAAUCGAGCCGCACGUGAAAUUCGAAGGAAUUUCCUACUCCUUCGUUGAUAUGCUCGAUGUUCCGGAGUUCGGAAUCCUGGAGGCCAUGGAUAAUUGCCUCGAAGUGAUUAGAAAUCGUCGAGGUAAUAUUCUGGUGCACUGCAAUGCUGGAGUCUCACGAUCUGCCACUGUUGCAAUUGCUUAUCUGAUGGAGGAGGGCAUGAGUUUCCCCGAGGCAUUCAACAAAGUGAGAAGUGUGAGACCUUGUGCAAGACCCAAUGAGGGAUUUAUUAAACAGUUAAAGGACAUGGAAAAGAAAAAGACCGAAGAAAAAUACUAAAAAUAGAUAAAAAUUAUUAUAAAAUAGUUUAAA